AAAGUCAAAAUGGCGCUYUCUGAUCAUGAUUUACAAGCCAACGUACCUUCUAAGGCAGCCGCAAAACCACAACACCCAAAAUACACUGAAAUGGUAGAAGAAGCUUGUGGGAAAUUGAACGAACGAAAUGGCUCUUCUCGGCAAGCCAUCCUGAAAUACAUCCAAGCAAACUUUCCAGUUGGAGAGCAAGCCGAAAGCUACGUCAAAAUUGCAUUACGGAAAGGAGUUUUAUGUGAAAGAUUGAUUCAAACGAAAGGAAAAGGUGCGAGUGGUUCGUUUAAACUCUCCCCAACCGUAAAGAAAGAAGCUGAGAAAGCUAAGAAGAGCAAGGAAAAGGCAGCAAAGAAAGCCGCAAAAGAGCCAACAAAGAAAAAGUCUAAAGAAGAAAAGGAAAACCUAUCGCCAAACAGCGAAGACGAAGCAAAGCCUGUAAAAGCAAAGAAGUCGUCGGCAAAGACUAAAGAGGGUUCAGAGAAAAAGCGAAAAUCUUCUAAAGACACCAAAACUACUGCGAAAUCCAAAGACUCCAAAGCAAACUCCAAAUCGAAGGAUAGCACGAAAAAGAAAGAAACCAAAAAGUCGCCAAGAAAGGACACGAGUAAAAGCCCUAAAAAAGUUACCAAGUCGAAGAAGGAAAGCGAAACUAAAAAGGUGAAGAAGACUGCAAGUGGCAAGGCCGUCGCAGCCAAGAGUACAAAGCCAAAGAAAACUGCGGACGCAAAACCCAAAGCGAAGAAGGCCACAACACCUAAAACAAAGAAACCAAAGGCAAAGAAGGUCUGAACUGUUCAAUUUUGUAAAUAGGGUAUUAUUUUACACUUGAGGCUUUUUAACUGUUCUUGUUUUGUUCGGAGCAAARCAACUAAAGCAUUUGUAAAUAGAAGUAAAACGAGGAAUUUUUAAUUUUAAGUUUCAAUUGAAAUUCCUGAUGUACAUUUUCAAUUCAUUAGUUGAACUGAAUGUUACGGAAAACCAGCAUGGAAUGUAUAUACAGAAUAAGUGGCUUUUCUAUUAAAG
Molecule: messenger RNA, 1017 nt
Organism: Exaiptasia diaphana
Lineage: Eukaryota; Metazoa; Cnidaria; Anthozoa; Actiniaria; Aiptasiidae
Product: histone H1-gamma, late
Exons: 1
Coding region: 10-783 (257 amino acids)
Biological process (GO): nucleosome assembly
Cellular component (GO): nucleosome
Molecular function (GO): structural constituent of chromatin; DNA binding
Source: RefSeq, a predicted model, not a curated record